Molecule: messenger RNA, 840 nt
Organism: Mollisia scopiformis
Lineage: Eukaryota; Fungi; Ascomycota; Leotiomycetes; Helotiales; Mollisiaceae
Exons: 3
Coding region: 1-840 (279 amino acids)
Source: RefSeq, a predicted model, not a curated record
AUGCAGAUGAUAAGCUGCAUUCCUUACCUCCCACUCCCACUCACGAUCUUUACCUUUGUCUCCAUCAUUCUGAUCAAUGUGGGAGGCGUCAAUCCGAAUUAUACCAGCAGCUCCAGUAACUAUUUCGUCCUAGAAAAGAACAGUGCUUUCAAUCUCGUUAAUUGGAACUAUACCAUAACGCCCCUACAAAGCUUUGGUUCUUACGAGUAUCACUUGUAUCUGAAUCGACUGUGUUCAUUCGCCAAAAGCCAACCCCCAUCUUACAGUCUCAGUCCCUCUAUCGUCUCAGGAAACUGUAUAAAUGAUCGCAACACUGGCGAGUUCGAAGAUGGGCGACAUUUGUAUGCUCCAAAUGCUCUUGUUGGAAGCCUCAGUCCCUUUCGAUUCAGUACCGUUUAUCUUGUCGUACCCUUCGCCUUCUAUAUCUUGACCGCCAUUUGUGCCUUCUUCUUGAUGGUCUGUGUGAUAUUUGGAGGCAAGCGACUUGGUCGUGGAGGGGCGAUUGCAUGUACAGUCAUCUCCGGUCUCGCCAUGAUCUUUGUUAUCAUCGCCUCAGCGGCGAUCACAGGACAAAUGUAUCACUUGAAAGAUCAGAUUGAAAACGACACAAGAAGGAUAACGGCUCUUUCGAGCCAGACAAUAGGAAGUCAGAUUGGUGACACAACUGAUUGGACCACGACAAUCAAUCAUGUUUCGGUCGGCAGUGUUGUGCUUGGCCUUACUUGGGCUUCAGCUGUGGCUAUGAUGAUUGAGUUCUUCAUGUGGGUUUGGGCUGCGAUAGCCGUAAGGAAAGAAAGUCCCAAUAUCGCUAUGAAGGACGAGCAUCGUGUGCAGGGUUGA